UCCACCCCGCUCGUGUGUGGUUUUUCCAUUGAGACUUUGUCAGACUUGUUGUUUUUGACGACGUUUUGCCUGCAGUGUGUGCGCUCUCUCGCCCCUUUCUCAAAAUGGCGGAGAGGCCGCCAGCUAAACUAGGCUAAGCUAGGCUACGCGCUAAAGUAGUCAUUCACUGAACGUCCUUUAUCUAUUAAUUGGUUCUCAUCGUAAUAUGAAUCACAUACACCAAACUUGACCACUUGUUUCUUAACAUGUUAUGUGGUGUCUUUGCUGAAUGUGCGGCUUGUCACCACUUGUAUUACGAGGCUAGCAGAAAGCUAACACUACCUUUAGUAAAGUUGUGUUGGGAUAUUAGCAUCAUACGCUAACAGGUGCUGUCAGCCGGCUGCUAAUAUUUUUAACGUCGUGCUAAUGUUUGACGUUGUUGUCUCAAACUUAUCGUCAAAUGGAUAGGAGAGGAUGACGUUAUCUGUAUAUGCUAGAGACACCGGCGAUUUUUAAAUGAGUGACGUCCUGCUUGGUGCACAGCUAACAACAUGAUUAAACUUGUCCUCUAUAAUAAAUGUAGCCUGAGCCUGACAAACUGCUUGUUGGACGACUAACUGUAAUCUCAGACCACCACCCACUGCGUGUUUAGCAGGUUAUGGCCACCACUGCGUCGUGAGAGAAAGUCUUACGAGAACACCUCCUGUCCUGCACUUGGUUGCCUCCCCCUGUGCCUUUUGACAGAACAUCUCAAGAGUCCACACACCGUCCAGCUGCCCACUUGACUCCACCCUCUUCCCCCCACCUGACUUGCCUAACCUCCCCAAGAGGGAGAGAGCUGCUGCUGCCGCCAUGGUGCUGUCACAGAGACAACGAGAUGAACUAAAUCGUGCCAUAGCUGACUAUCUGCGCUCCAAUGGCUACGAUGGAGCCUACUCCACCUUCAAGAAAGAAGCCGAGUUAGACAUGAUGCGUGUCUGUGUCAAUGGACAGAAUGAAGAAGUGGACAAAAAGUAUGCGGGACUUCUGGAAAAGAAAUGGACGUCUGUCAUCAGAUUACAGAAGAAGGUGAUGGAGUUGGAGUCAAAGCUGAAUGAAGCCAAGGAGGAGAUGACACACGGAGGACCAGUGGGUCAGAAGAGAGACCCAAAGGAGUGGAUCCCCCGACCCCCAGAGAGAUACGCCCUCAGUGGGCACCGUGCGCCGGUCACGAGGGUCAUCUUCCAUCCCGUCUUCUCUGUCAUGGUCACAGCCUCAGAGGAUGCUACCAUUAAGGUGUGGGACUAUGAGGCGGGGGACUUUGAGCGGACCUUGAAGGGCCACACGGAUUCUGUGCAGGACAUCUCCUUUGACCAGACUGGGAAGCUGCUGGCUUCUUGUUCUGCUGACAUGAGCAUCAAACUUUGGGACUUUCAGGGUUUUGAGUGCAUCAGGACCAUGCACGGCCACGAUCACAAUGUGUCGUCUGUCGCCAUCAUGCCCAACGCUGACCACAUAGUGUCUGCAUCCAGAGACAAGACCAUCAAGAUGUGGGAGGUGGCCACUGGAUACUGUGUCAAGACCUUCACGGGCCACAGGGAGUGGGUGAGGAUGGUACGUCCCAACCAGGACGGCUCCUUGAUUGCCAGCUGCUCUAAUGAUCAGACAGUCCGUGUCUGGGUGGUCUCCUCCAAAGAGUGCAAAGCUGAGCUGCGUGAGCAUGAACACGUGGUGGAAUGUAUCUCCUGGGCCCCCGACAGCGCACACCCCACCAUCCUGGAGGCCACGGGCUCUGAGAACAAGAAGAGUGGAAAGCCUGGACCGUUCCUCCUCUCUGGAUCCAGAGACAAAACAAUUAAAAUGUGGGAUGUCAGCAUUGGAAUCUGUCUCAUGACUCUGGUGGGCCAUGACAACUGGGUGCGUGGGGUGCUGGUGCAUCCUGGUGGGAGGUUCAUUGUGAGCUGUGCAGAUGACAAGACCAUCCGAAUUUGGGACUACAAGAACAAACGCUGCAUGAAGACUCUGUGUGCUCAUGAACACUUUGUCACCUCUCUGGAUUUCCACAAGAGCGCCCCCUACGUGGUGACGGGCAGCGUGGACCAGACAGUCAAAGUCUGGGAGUGCCGCUGAGUUCACUUCCUGCUCCCGUCCUGCUUCGGACCCCUCUAGCUGCGCCCUGAACCUUCAUCUCCACCCUUAGGUGACCACGGUGCUUCACCACCUGAUCCCCUCCUGUCCCUGCUUCCUCUACAUUGGCCCUGCCCCCUGAAGAUGACUAUUAUCCUCUCAUGUAAAUUAUUCUGGAUGUAGGGUACGCAUACUUAAUGUCACACAAACACAAGAUGAGACUAUCCUUGCAUGGCCAAUACAACAACACAUGAUUGACUUCCUCAAAGGCUACAGUGCGUGUGUGUGUGUCGCUUGUGAGCGUUUCCUUUGCUCCACAACGCCAUCUUUUGUGUCUGAGGGUGUGCACGUGGGGGACAGGAAGUGUAAGAUCUUGUGAGUUGACUGACAGGUUGUGGAGAGACUCACACCAGCUGGUGUAUGCGCGUGUGUGUUUGUGUGUGCAACAGGGCGGUUGAAGGGUUACACCCCCAUGCUUCCCCCAUACUUCCAGUGUUGCAUCAUCUUUUAAUUAACUUGCUGUCUAGUUGACACCCACAGGACCUUAAGACCUAAGAUGCCCACAGCACAAGCACAUGCCCCCCAGCAGAGGGAAAAGCCUGCUCGUCAAGUUUGAGUGAGACAGUGUGUGUGUGUUUGUGCUCGCCUGUCGUCCAGUGCUCUCUUGCUAUCUGCCUUGUUAACCCUUUGAGGGCUGCCUCACACGGGACUUUCAUUAAUUCAUUACUGUGGUCUCACCUUUUACAUACACAUACACACACCGCACAUACACGCACAGUAAAAGUUGUGUAUCAGUAUAUCUGGAUGUCAUUGUUUGCAACAUAAUGAAAUAAAAUAAUGUAAAUAUC
Dunckerocampus dactyliophorus (ringed pipefish) is the source of this 2933-nucleotide messenger RNA. Its product is annotated as lissencephaly-1 homolog B. Gene Ontology annotation, cellular component: microtubule associated complex; kinetochore; neuronal cell body. Gene Ontology annotation, biological process: germ cell development; microtubule organizing center organization; establishment of mitotic spindle orientation. Bases 832 to 2088 code for a protein of 418 amino acids. NCBI's taxonomy places the organism in Eukaryota, Metazoa, Chordata, Actinopteri, Syngnathiformes, Syngnathidae. Gene Ontology annotation, molecular function: microtubule plus-end binding; dynein complex binding. The record is from RefSeq and is a predicted model, not a curated record. The transcript is spliced from 11 exons.